GAAGAAGGGGUGGAGGAGGAGCCGGGAGUGUAGUGCAGUCGCUGCAGUCCAAGGACAAAGGCCAUCCGCCAGAGUUCAGCCUAGCGGCCGCCUUGGGCCCCUCCUUUUUUCCUCCCCCCGGGGGCGGAGGAGUUGCGAGAUGCUGAGCCUGUGACUCCCCUCUUCCAGUCCCUGUCACCGAGAACGGGAACCAGCGCUCGCCCACUCGCCGGAGGAGACGGCCCUGGACUCGCAGCCCCGCCGGCGUAACCAUGAGCUCCGGCCAGCAGCCGCCCCCGCCGCGGAGGGUCACCAACGUGGGCUCCCUGGUGCUUACACCGCAGGAGAACGAGUCUCUCUUCUCUUUCCUCGGCAAGAAAAGUGUGAAAAGACGAGACCUCCCAAAUGGUCCUAAUCUACCCAUGGCAACAGUUGACACAAAAAAUCCAGAAAUCACAACCAAUAGAUGUGACGGUCCACCAGUCAACAAUAUCUCCCACACCAAGGAAAAAGAAAAGGAAAAGUCAAAAAGGGUAACCAAGGCAGAUAUUGGAACACCAAGCAACUUCCAGCACAUUGGGCGUGUUGGUUGGGAUCCAGAUACUGGCUUUGAUCUGAAUAAUUUGGAUCCAGUAUUGAAGAGCCUUUUUGAUAUGUGUGGAAUCUCAGAGGCACAACUUAAAGACAGAGAAACAUCAAAAGUCAUAUAUGAUUUCAUUGAAAAAACAGGAGGUGUUGAAGCUGUUAAAAAUGAACUACGAAGGCAAGCUGUGCACAGUCUCCCGAAUAAAAUUCAACUCCCCUGGACUUGUAUACAGACUGAUGUGAUACAGUAGAUGUGAAUAACCUCAAGACACGAAGUAACUG
This is a messenger RNA of Phyllostomus hastatus (greater spear-nosed bat), 846 nucleotides long. Its product is annotated as neural Wiskott-Aldrich syndrome protein-like. The coding region runs from base 252 to 815 and encodes 187 amino acids. The transcript is spliced from 7 exons. Gene Ontology annotation, biological process: actin filament organization. The record is from RefSeq and is a predicted model, not a curated record. NCBI's taxonomy places the organism in Eukaryota, Metazoa, Chordata, Mammalia, Chiroptera, Phyllostomidae.